Molecule: messenger RNA, 693 nt
Organism: Micromonas pusilla CCMP1545
Lineage: Eukaryota; Viridiplantae; Chlorophyta; Mamiellophyceae; Mamiellales; Mamiellaceae
Exons: 2
Coding region: 1-693 (230 amino acids)
Biological process (GO): ubiquinone biosynthetic process
Cellular component (GO): mitochondrial inner membrane
Source: RefSeq, a predicted model, not a curated record
AUGCUCGUCGUCGGCGGCGGCCUCGGCGCGAUCCUCUUCCCUCAGCGCGCGGACCUCGUCGGCGCGGUCGGCGAGACCACCGGCCACCUCGCGUUCCGACGGAUGCGCGACCGCAUGCGCCGCGACGCCGUCGGCGCCGACAUCCUCCGACGUCGUCCUCGCGUCACCGACGACACGCUCGAGCGCGCGUGGGGAUGCGCGGACGGGACGUUCGGGAAAGCGUACGCGACAUUCAUGGGAACGCGAAAGUUCCGCGCGAGCGACCGCCCGCCCGUGCGCUUCGUCGACGACGAGGAGCUCGCGUACGUGGCGACGCGCGCGAGGGAGACGCACGACCUGUGGCACGUGCUGUUCGGAUGCCCGACGACGGUGCAGGGCGAGCUCGCGCUGAAAGCGUUGGAGUUUGCGCAGACCGGGAUGCCGUCCGCCGCGUUGGCGACGCUCGCGGCGCCGCUGCGGUUAGGCGCGUUCUAUCUCACACUGGUCCCCAUACGACCGCACGAGGAGGACCGCGCGUUCCUCGCGAAGGAGCUGUAUCCGUGGGCGUGGCGCGCGGGAGGGAGGUGCGCGGAUCUGAUGUGCGCGGACUACGAGGCGGAGUUCGAUACGGAUUUGGAGGAGCUGAGGGCGAAGUGGAGGAUCACCCCGGCGCCGAAGGCGCCGAAGCGAAAGCCGCGGAAGACAUAUCCGUGA